GGCGGUUUCCGCCUCCCGCCGGGCCUGGAGCCGCCCCGGGACCCCCAAAAUACCCCCGAGACCCCCCGGAACAUCCCCGGGACCCCCCGGAACCCCCUCGAGACCACCCGGAACACCGCCGGGACCCCUUUGACACCCCCCCCCCCCGAGACCCCCUUAGACCGCACUUAAAUCCCCCCGGCCCUCCCCGGCACUCCCUUCACCCCCUCUGAACCCCCCCGGACCCUUCUCGGGCCUCCGCGGCUCCUCCCCCGCCCCCCCCCCCAGCACCCCCCCUCCUCCCUUCAGCCCCGGGUCGGCGCGGGGGGCUCCCGGGGAUGCCCCCCCGCCAUGUGGUACAUCAUGCAGAGCAUCCAGAGCAAGUACUCGCUGUCCGAGCGCCUGAUCCGGACCAUCGCCGCCAUCCGCUCCUUCCCCCGCGACAACGUGGAGGAGCUCAUCGGCAGGGGUGCGGACGUGAACUGCCUGCACGGGACGCUGAAGCCGCUGCACUGCGCCUGCAUGGUGGCUGACGCCGACUGCGUGGAGCUGCUGCUGCAGAAGGGAGCCGAGGUGAACGCCCUGGACGGGUACAGCCGCACGGCCCUGCACUACGCGGCCGAGAAGGACGAGGCCUGCGUGGAGCUGCUGCUGGAGUUCGGCGCCGACCCCAACGCGGCCGACGGCAACCGCGACACGCCGCUGCACUGGGCGGCCUUCAAGAACCACGCCGAGUGCGCGCGGGCGCUGCUGGACGGCGGCGCCCUGGUCAACGCGCGCGACUACAACGCCGACACGCCGCUCAGCUGGGCCGCCAUGAAGGGCAACCUGGAGAGCGUGGCCGUGCUGCUGGACUUCGGCGCCGAGGCGCGCGUGCGCAACCUCAAGGGGCAGAGCCCGGCCUCGCGCCUCGUGGCGCUGCUGCUGCGCGGGCUGGGCUCCGAGCGCGAGGACUCGUGCCUGGAGCUGCUGCGCCGCGCCGCCGGCCACCUGGAGCCCUGGGAGGCGGCGCGGGACCGGGACCCGCGGCUCGGGGACAGGCUGGGGGCCCUGGGCGCCGCCCCCGGCAGCCUGCAGGGGCUGGCGCGCUGCGCCGUGCGCCGCAGCCUCGGAGUGCGCUUCCUGCCCGAGGCUGUGGAGCAGCUGCCCCUGCCCACCAGCCUCAAGGAGUACCUGCUGCUCCUCAGCUGAGGGACAGGAAUCCUGGAGCAGCUGCCCCUGCCCACCAGCCUGGAGGGGUUCCUGCUGCUGCUGAGCUGAGGGACACAAAUCCUGGAGCAGCUCAAGGAGUUCCUGCUGCUGCUGAGCUGAGGGACAGGAAUGCUGGAGCAGCUGCCCCUGCCCACCAGCCCACCAGUUCCUGCUGCUGCUCAGUUGAGUGCAAACCUUGGAGCAGCUGCCCAGAAGGAACUGCUGUCCCUCAGCUCAGUGAAAACUGUGGAGCAGCUGCCUUUGCUCACCUGCCACGAGAAGUCCCUGCUGCCCCUCAGCUCAGCGAGAACCACGGAACAACUGCCCAGGAGAGCGUUGCUGCCUCUCAGCCAAGCGAAAACCUUGGAGCAGCCUCCUCAAGGACUGUUUUCUGCUCUUCAGCCAAGCAAAAACCUUGGAGCAGCCUCCUCAAGGAGUAUUUUCUGCCCCUCAGCUGAGUGAAAACCUUGGAGCAGCCUCCUCAAGGAGUAUUUUCUGCCCCUCAGCUGAGUGAAAACCUUGGAGCAGCCUCCUCAAGGACUGUUUUGUGCUCCUGAGCCGAGUGACAAAAACUCUGGAGCAGCUGCCCAGGAGGAACUGCUGCUCCUCAGCUGAGAGACACUCUUGGAGCAGCUUCCUCGAGGAGAAGGUGCUGCUGCUCCGCUGAGUUCCCUCCUGGAACCAGCAGUGCCCCUCCCAUGGCAAAUUAUAUCCCGGCUCCUGCAUUA
This is a messenger RNA of Pipra filicauda (Wire-tailed manakin), 1898 nucleotides long. It is a transcript of the gene ASB8, whose product is annotated as ankyrin repeat and SOCS box containing 8. Gene Ontology annotation, molecular function: protein binding. The record is from RefSeq and is a predicted model, not a curated record. Bases 331 to 1170 code for a protein of 279 amino acids. NCBI's taxonomy places the organism in Eukaryota, Metazoa, Chordata, Aves, Passeriformes, Pipridae. Gene Ontology annotation, biological process: intracellular signal transduction. The transcript has 4 exons.